AUGGAGGACCAGUUGGUGCAGCUUCUCUCCAAUACCCAACUGCCCGACCAGGGUCCCAGACAACAGGCCGAAAUCGAGCUUAAGCGCGCCCGAACGAAUCCCGCCUUUCCUCUGUCCCUCGCAAACAUCGCUGCCCAUACUUCGAUUGAAACAAACAUCCGACAGUCUGCUCUCACCAACCUGAGACUCUUUAUCGAGGACAACUGGAGCACUGAUGAGCUUGACGAUGAGCCUCAAAUCCCUAUUUCCGGCGAGGCCAGGGGCCAGCUGAAGCAAGUCCUGCUCGACUUGGUUCUGAGCCCUGAGGAGGAUCGCAAAGUAAAGAUCUCUGCCAGUUACGCAGUCGGAAAAAUUGCCAUCCACGACUUUCCCGGAGAGUGGCCUACCCUUCUUCCUUCGCUAUUGUCCGUUGUCCCAACUGGCACCGACGCCCAGCUUCAUGGCGCUUUGAGAACACUCAACGACAUAAUUGAGGAGAGUUUGAGCGAGGACCAGUUCUUCUCCAUGGCCCCGGAUAUCGCCAAGGCCCUUGCCGAAGUCACUUUUAACGAGAACCGAAAGCCCAUGCACCGAGCCCUCGCCAUUUCCAUUCUCCGAGGAUGCUUCGAUCUUCUCAACAUGAUCAAGGAGGACCACGGUAAGGAGGUCCGCACAUUUGCUGACGGUCUCCUGCAACAAUGGAACCCCUUCUUCGUCACUGUUAUGAAGAGCCCUCUCCCUGAGGCUAACCUCGCAGAUGGCAUCCAGCCUGAAUCCUGGAGCCACAUCAUCGCACUUAAGCUACAAGUUGUCAAGACUCUCAUUAGAAUCCGACGCGUUUUCCCUAACCUGCUGGUUUCCCAGAGCACUGUGUUUUUCAGCGCAGUGUGGGAGGAGCUCUCCAAGCUGCAAGGCGCCCACGAGCAGUUGUACAUCCUGCAGGAUGCCCAGGGCCGUCUAGAGGACUCAGACAACCUUCCUUAUACACUGGACUUCCUCAUUCUGGAGGAGCUAGAUUUCCUGAACCAGUGCUUUAGGGCUCCACCGGUACAGGCCGAGCUGGAUGGCCACCUUAAAGCCCAUCAAUCCGCAGCGCAGGUUCCUUGGAUGAAAGAGAUCAUGACCAUGCUUAUUGGCUAUUCUCGCGUUACCCGGGAAGAGGAGGAACUGUGGGAUAUAGACUGCUCCCUGUACCUUGCCGAGGAGACUUCCGUGACUGCUAACUACACUGCACGAACUGCUGCCGGCGACCUGUUGAUCAAGAUGGGAGAGUGGUUCGACCAGAAGACCAUAGAGGGUCUCUUUGGACAGACACAGCCACUUUUCGGCAACGAGGGCUCUGACUGGCGUCACCAAGAGGCGGCACUCUACCUCUUUGUCAUGCUGGCUAGCGAUUUCCAAGACAUGAACAAGCCAAUUCCCGAGGAAGUUGCCCAUGCCUAUCUUGUGCUGGUCGACUAUGCAAUCAACAGAGUUGAAGAGCCUCUGCUCCGAGCCCGAGGCUACCUCGUGGCUGGUAUGCUUUGCCGAGCCUACCGAACUCCCGUUGAGCUGUUGGAUCGUAUGAUUGCCUCAAUUACGCAGGAGGAAUCAGAGGUCGUCCAAGUCGCUUGCAUCAAGGCCCUCGAGGGGCUCAUUAACCAUGGCCAGGUGUCUGAUGACAAGCAGGUUCCUAUCAUCAAUGCCAUCCAGAGCUACAUGAACGGCAAGGACCCCAGUGACAUGGAAGAUGCCGACGAACUUCUUGUUACCCUUUCCGAGUCUCUCCGUGCUGCUAUUACCCUGAACACACGUAUCGCUCUCUCUGACGAGGUUCAGUCCGUCGACCUCCUCUUCAUGCUUGCCAAGCUUGGCGCCAGCAACUUUCAAGUAACGAUGCUGAUUUCUGAGGGUCUCGAGGAUAUCGUUACUGCUCUGUCGGAUACCCAAUCUUACACUGCCCUCUGCGGAAAGCUUCUGCCCACCUUGACCGGUGCCUUCGAUGUUGCUAACCUCACUGAGGACAACCCUCUGGUUACUGUCGCCAUCGAAUUGUUGGCUAUUCUUGCCGAAAACGGACCCGAGCCUCUGCCUGCAGGCUUCGUUGCAGCUACUUUCCCCAAGGUGAACCGUCUCCUCAUGGAGUCCACCGAGGGCGAGGUUCUCCGGCCCGGAUCCGAGGUUGUGAAGUGGAUGCUUCAGCACGACUACCAGCAGGUUCUUGCUUGGGAAGAUGCCAACGGACGUUCUGGUCUGGAGGUGUGCCUGCACAUCAUCGACCGACUUCUGGGUCCCUCUAUCGAGGACAAUUCGGCUUCUGAGGUUGGUGGUCUGGCCGCCGAGCUUGUUGAGAAGGCUGGUUCUGAGCGCCUUGGUCCUUUCCUGCCCCAGCUUCUUCAAGCUGUCGCCAACCGACUUGCUACCGCACAAGCUGCAGCUUUCAUCCAGUCACUCAUCCUUGUGUUUGCCCGUCUCACUCUUUCUGGGGCCAGCGAGGUGGUCGAGUUUUUGAGUCAAAUCCAGAUCAAAGGCGAAAGUGGCCUACAGGUCGUCAUGGCCAAGUGGCUAGAAAACUCUGUCAACUUUGCUGGAUACGAUGAAAUCCGUCAAAACGUGAUUGCCCUAUCUAAGCUCUACUCCCUUAACGAUUCUCGCCUGGCACAAACCCAGGUCAAGGGUGACCUGAUCGUAAACAACGACGACGGUCUUAUCAAGACACGUUCACGUGCGAAGCAGACCAUGGCACCAGACCCCGACCGAUACACCAUCAUUCCUGCCUCUCUUAAGAUCGUCAAGGUCCUCAUUGAGGAACUUCUCUCUGCAUCCGGUCAACAGGCUGCUGCAAACGCGGCCGCUGCCGCUGUGGCAACCGCCAGCUUCGAGGACGAGAACGACGAUGAGGGCUGGGAAGACGACGACGAUACUCUCGACCUGAGCCUGGGAACCACCAAGCAUGAUCUCAUGUCCUUCAUGGAAGGUGGACAGCGACAGCGCGAUGACGAGACACAAAAGUACCUCACCGAGUUCUUUAUCCGCUGCGCCCAGGAGAACACUGCCAACUUCCAGGAGUGGUAUAACAUGUUGACAGACGAAGAAAAGGCGAAGCUCAACGAGGUUGCCAACUCAGCAGGACAAUAG
Messenger RNA from Fusarium coffeatum, 3096 nucleotides. RefSeq lists its product as uncharacterized. NCBI's taxonomy places the organism in Eukaryota, Fungi, Ascomycota, Sordariomycetes, Hypocreales, Nectriaceae. The coding region runs from base 1 to 3096 and encodes 1031 amino acids. The record is from RefSeq and is a predicted model, not a curated record. Gene Ontology annotation, molecular function: small GTPase binding. Gene Ontology annotation, biological process: protein import into nucleus. Gene Ontology annotation, cellular component: cytosol; nuclear envelope. The transcript is spliced from 4 exons.